AUGCUGGAAUAUUUGGUGAUAAUGUUUGCAGUCGGAGUCGGAGAGGUGUCCGGCCACGGACGGAUGAUAGAACCUCCGUCAAGGGCCUCCAUGUUCCGGUUUGGAUACAACAACCCUCCGGAUUAUAACGACAAUGAACUAAAUUGCGGCGGAUUUGCGGUACAGCAAGAAUUGGGCGGCAAAUGCGGAAUUUGUGGAAAUCCGUUUAAUGGUACACGGCAUCACGAAGCAGGCGGACGAUACGCUAACGGCAUCAUCAGCGGAAGUUACGUUUCUGGACAGGUCAUCCGGGUAUCGAUACAAAUUACAGCCAACCAUCGUGGCUACUUCGUGUUCAAAGUGUGUCCGAACAACGACGUCAACCGUAUGGCCACCCACGAAUGCCUGGAUGAAUAUGCCUUGGAAUUGGCCGACGGAUCCGGAACGAAGUAUUAUAUCGACGAUCGGUUAGGAAAUUAUGAUAUCGAUUUAACGCUACCCGAGGAUUUAGUUUGUAGCCAAUGCGUUCUGCAAUGGAUGUACCGUUGCGGUAACAAUCACGGCACUGCUGAAAAUGGAACCUCAUGUCUGGGUUGCGGCCCUCAAGAAGAGUUUUACGCUUGUUCCGAUAUUGAGAUAUUGGCUAGUGGCGGUCAGCCUGUAAGCCAAACACCCGUUGCCUUGGUCGGUCGUGUCGUUCCGCUAUCUAUUAUUGGCUCGGGUAUUUCUCUAUACGUAAAUAAACAUGGCCGCUUUGACUACUUCGUGAGAUAUUUAUCGAUUCGACAAGACGUCUUAAUGGCGAAUUCAUUGACUCAAUAG
Lottia gigantea (owl limpet) is the source of this 801-nucleotide messenger RNA. RefSeq lists its product as hypothetical. The record is from RefSeq and is a predicted model, not a curated record. The coding region runs from base 1 to 801 and encodes 266 amino acids. The transcript is spliced from 4 exons. NCBI's taxonomy places the organism in Eukaryota, Metazoa, Mollusca, Gastropoda, Lottiidae.